Messenger RNA from Schistosoma spindalis, 573 nucleotides. The record is from the annotation of a GenBank genome assembly. NCBI's taxonomy places the organism in Eukaryota, Metazoa, Platyhelminthes, Trematoda, Strigeidida, Schistosomatidae.
AUGUCAACCGAGACGAGAUUAAGUUCAAUGGAAGAGUUUAUUAGAGCAUUUUUAGAAAUGGAUGCAGAUAACAAUGAAAUGAUUGAUAAACAAGAAUUAAUUAAAUACUGUCAAAAACAUCGUUUGGAUAUGAAAUUGAUCGAUCCAUGGAUAGCAAGGUUUGAUACUGAUAAAGAUAAUAAAAUCAGUAUAGAAGAGUUCUGCCGUGGAUUCGGUUUAAAAGUAUCAGAAAUUCGGCGUGAAAAAGAAGAAUUAAAAAGGGAAAGAGAAGGCAAGAUUUCUAAACUUCCACCGAAUGUUGAAAUUAUUGCAGCAACCAUGUCAAAAACAAAACAAUAUGAUAUAUGUUAUCAAUUUAAAGAAUUUAUUGAUAGUACUAGUCGAACAAAUAAUGAUGUAAAAGAAGUGGCAAAUAAAAUGAAAACAUUAUUGGAUAAUAAUUAUGGUCGUGUAUGGCAAGUGGUUAUAUUAACUGGUUCAUAUUGGAUGAAUUUUUCUCAUGAACCAUUUUUAUCAAUACAAUUCAAGUAUAAUAAUUAUGUUUGUUUAGCAUGGAGAACACCAUCUCAAUAA